Molecule: messenger RNA, 1096 nt
Organism: Branchiostoma floridae (Florida lancelet)
Lineage: Eukaryota; Metazoa; Chordata; Leptocardii; Amphioxiformes; Branchiostomatidae
Product: gastrula zinc finger protein XlCGF7.1-like
Exons: 2
Coding region: 87-863 (258 amino acids)
Biological process (GO): regulation of transcription by RNA polymerase II
Cellular component (GO): nucleus
Molecular function (GO): DNA-binding transcription factor activity, RNA polymerase II-specific; RNA polymerase II transcription regulatory region sequence-specific DNA binding
Source: RefSeq, a predicted model, not a curated record
CAAAUGACCUUUCACCCCAAGGUACCAGUCACCUUUCACCCCAAGCUGCUCCAGGCAAACGCUUGCAGGAGGAUUGUGCGGAGGUUAUGAUUAUCACUGGAAGCAGGUACGCAAUGGCAGAGGCAGGUAAUUGGUCUCCUACUGCUGUUCCCCAGGACUUCGGUGAUGGUUCGUCUCCUGGAGUUUUGCGUGUCAGGUAUGAAAGUAAAACCAAAGACCAGCCAACUGCGAGCGAAAUUAGUGUGGCCAGUCAACCAAAAGCAAGCAGUGGUGGGAAACCCUAUAUGUGUGGAGAGUGUGGGUACAGGGCACCAAGGGAGUCUCACUUCUACCGGCACAUGAGAACACACACAGGGGAAAAGCCAUUCAAGUGUGCCCAGUGUGACUAUUCUGCUGCACGAAAAUUCAGUUUGGAACAACAUCUAGCUAAACACACCGGUGAUAAGCCCUACAUGUGUGGGGAGUGUGGGCAUAGGACAUAUGGGAUGUCUGAUUUAUCUAAACAUAUGAGAACUCAUACAGGGGAAAAACCCUACAAGUGUGACCAGUGUAACUAUUCUGCUGCAUGGAAAUCCUCAUUGGACAGUCAUCUAGCAAAACACAGUUGUGAGAAACCCUACAUGUGUGGCGAAUGUGGUUACAGGACAGCCGAAAGACGUAACCUUUACAGACAUAUGACAAUUCAUACUGGUGACAAACCCUUUAUGUGUGGGGAAUGUGGGUACAGAGCAGCUCAAAGAAGUGACCUGUCCAGACAUAUGAGAACCCAUACAGGUGAAAAACCCUACAAGUGUGGUCAGUGUGACUAUUCUGCUGCACGGAAAUCCACAUUGGACCGCCAUCUAGCCAGACACACCGUUUAGAAGCCCUACAAGUGUGACCAGUGUGAUUAUUCUGGUGCACAGAAAUGAAUUUGGACGGACAUCUUGCAAAGCACACCGGUGACAAACCCCUUCAUGUGUGGGGAGUGUGGGUACAGGACAACUCAAAAGUCUGACUUAUCCAAGCAUAUAGGAACUCAUGCCGGUGUAAAACCUUACAAUUGUGACCAGUGUGAUUAUUCUGCGGCACAGACAUCCACUUUGAACAUAAAUCU